AUGUCGACCCCGCCCGCGGAGAGGAAGCCUCUCCCGUUCGUCGCGAACUUCGCGGCCGGUGCCAUUGCUGGUAUCUCGGAGAUUUUGACCUUCUACCCUCUCGAUGUCGUGAAGACUCGCAUGCAGCUCGAGACAGGUAAGUCUACGCAAGGCGUCGUCGGGAGCUUCAAGACUAUCGUCAAGGAGGAGGGUUUCGGCCGCUUGUACCGCGGUCUCCUCCCUCCGCUGCUCAUGGAGGCCCCGAAGCGUGCCACGAAGUUCGCGGCCAACGACUUCUGGGGGAAGCGCUUUAUGACGCUCACCGGCGAGAAGAAGAUGACGCAAAAUCUCGCCAUUGCUACUGGCUGCGCGGCUGGUGCGACCGAGAGCUUUGUGGUCGUGCCUUUCGAGCUUGUCAAGAUCAAGCUGCAGGACAAGUCGAGCACAUUUGCGGGUCCUAUGGAUGUGGUAAGACAGGUGGUCAGGAAGGAGGGUUUGCUUGGCCUGUACGCCGGUAUGGAAGCGACAAUGUGGAGGCACCUCUGGUGGAACGGCGGAUACUUCGGCUGCAUAUUCCAAGUUCGGUCAUUGCUCCCUAAGCCUGAGGUCGUGAAGUCCCGCAUCCAGGGAUCAAGCAAAGUCCCCGGCGUCGUCCCCAAGUACAACUGGACCUACCCCGCACUGGUGACGAUCUUCCGCGAAGAGGGCCCCGCAGCGCUGUACAAGGGCUUCGUCCCGAAGGUGCUCCGGCUCGCGCCCGGGGGCGGUGUCCUGCUGCUCGUCGUCGAGUUCACGCUCAACAUCUUCCGCCAAACGCUCGGGCCUCCGUACAUCUGA
This is a messenger RNA of Trametes versicolor FP-101664 SS1, 816 nucleotides long. Its product is annotated as mitochondrial carrier. The transcript has 12 exons. NCBI's taxonomy places the organism in Eukaryota, Fungi, Basidiomycota, Agaricomycetes, Polyporales, Polyporaceae. Bases 1 to 816 code for a protein of 271 amino acids. The record is from RefSeq and is a predicted model, not a curated record.